UUUCUGUCAAGCAUCGUAUUCUUUCUGAUCCUCCUCCGCUAAUACCUCGCUUUAUAAAAGACCACAUAGAACACAAUCUCUUCUUUUAACAAUCCGACAACAAAGAAGAUAGAGAUAGACACUAGCUAGUAGACGAUGAGCAGUAGCAAGCACCAUCCGCCAAUGGCGAGAAAGAGUCGCCUCAUGGUGUCCUUAGUGUUGGGAAUGCUCGUACUUUUGUGUGAACGGGGCCAAGCUGCGACGGUAUCGGUCGCAUGGGGUGGAUUGGAAUCGUCGUACUUUAACGAUGCCAUUGUUACGGCAGAAGUGUGUGAGUACGCCGAUGAGAUUGUCUUGAGCCAUCCCAUGUCGAUUGAGUAUCACGACCGGCACUACGUCUUGGGCAGCCUCAUGCUCAAGGCGGCGCAAAUGACCGUGGACAAGAUCAAUAUGUGGCCCAACUGUGGUCUUUCCUUGCAAGAUGGCCGAAACUACUCGCUGACCCUACAAACAUAUGGCGAUGAAUCCGACAAGAACAAGACGGCGCGCAUUGGAACUCAGAUUGUACAAGACAACAAGACCGAUUUCCUCUUGGCGGGAUACUCGUCCAGUUUGACGGCGCUCCUAACGCCGAUUGCCCAAGACCAUCGCAAACUGUGUCUGACAGGCGGCAGUUCCCGCACCAGUGUCCAUGCCGAUCGCGAUUACAUUUUUGGACUCAAUCCACCCAGUAGUGCUUAUUUGGAAAAUGCCUUUGUGGGAACCUCCCGGCACGGCGCCAAGACGGUCGCGUACAUUGCCGAAGAUUCGGCCAGUGCGUGCGAUGGCGUCGCCGACAUGGCCACCAAGUACGACAUGGAACUGGUCGAUGUCACGAUCAUUCCGGAAGAAGCAUCACUUGCAGUCUAUCAAAUGGUGGCGCAGAAUGUCUCGCAAAUCAAUCCCGAUCUCAUGAUUACCUGUGUCCGGACGCGUCUGUCGUACUGGAACGCUGCCAUGCGGGCCGUCGAUUGGGUUCCCAAAGCACAAGCGUACACGUAUGUCGUUGGUACGAAUGAAUUUGAAGUCGAAUUGGGCGCCACCGAUUUGCCCUUUACCAUGGGAGUCUCCAGUUGGGAUUCCGCCAUUCCUCCCAUUCCCGACGUGGCGAGUGGUUGGACGCCCAAAGCAUUUGAUGCCAUUUUUGAACAAGCGGCAUUUCGACGACCGGCGUAUCAACAAGUCCAACAAAGUGCCGUGGUCAGUGUUCUAGCACAAGCUAUUGAACGUGUCGGUAGUUUUGUGGGACAGAAUGCUACCGAUCAAAUUCGAGACGUCAUUGCCACGGGAUACUUUCCUACCGUCUAUGGCAAUGUCAGUUUUGAUCCCAAUGGACAAAAUGCCGUGCCAUUCUUGUUGCUCCAAUACGACGACGCCAGUACGUUGCACGUACUACUUCCGGACGACAAACAUUUUACCGACUUUGAACUGUACUAUCCACUUCCUACGUGGGCCGAACGGGAUUGUUUGUUUCGAUCGACGUGUCUCGUGACGGGAGGCACUUGCGACACCAAUGGCACGUGCGGCACAUGCCCACCAUCGUUUCAAUCCACUGGAGUACGAGAAAAUGCCACGUGCAUCCUGCCGGCAUCCGAUCAAACGACGAUUGUCAUUCAAGAAUCGACCGAUUAUACACUGACCGUCAUUAUUCCCACCAUUGUCGCCGUGAUUGUUGCGGCGGCCGCCUUUAUUUAUUGGGUCAAAAUCGCCAAAGAUCGAGAGAAUGAUUCUGUUUGGAAAGUCCAGCCGGACGAAUUGCAGUUUGGAGAUCCCCCCACGAUUAUUGGAAGAGGAUCGUUUGGGGUUGUGCUGCAGGCCGAAUUUCGUGGCACGCAAGUCGCCGUCAAGCGAGUGUUGCCACCUCGCAACGAUCCCGAUAGUUCGGAGGUUAUGAAACGCAUCAGUGGCGCCGUGAUGAAGAACAAGAAAAAGCUGCGGUCCGUGAUUCAUCAUAGUUUUGAACGAGCACAACAACAAGAAGACGAUAAUCAACAACAAACAAUGACAAACAAGAGCAAACGGGAUGUCACCGAGGGUCUGUCGUCGGGGACAUCGCAAAAGGGGUUGUCGUCGGGGAUAUCGCAAAUGUCGCUGGGAUUAACGUCGGGGGGAGUAGGGGGCAGCACCAACAAGUAUCUCAUGACACCACCGAGAAAUAUCAGCGAGUUCCGGUUGCGGGAAGAGUUUUGUAAGGAAAUGAGAACGCUCAGUCGACUCCGUCAUCCUUGUGUCACCACCGUGAUGGGGGCAGUUGUGGACCCAAAGGUAGAACCCAUGCUCAUUAUGGAGUACAUGGAACAUGGAUCACUGCAGGAUAUUCUUCAGAAUGAAACCAUGUUUAUUGAAAAGGAAAUGCUUCUUUCCAUCUUGAAAGACAUUGCAUCUGGUUGUAGGUUCCUUCACUCGGCAGACCCUCCAGUGCUACACGGGGAUCUGAAGGCUGGGAACAUACUGGUGGAUGGCAAAUGGCGGGCGAAAGUGAGCGACUUUGGGUUGUCACACAGGAGGGAUACUGAAGCCACCGGAACGCCAUUCUUUAUGGCGCCCGAGCUGCUUCGAAAAGAGAGCUUGAACACGAAGGAAUCGGACGUGUACAGCUUUGGAAUCCUGCUGUUUGAGGCUGUCUCUCGUGAAGAUCCUUACGUCGAGGAUGAAGAAGAGGACGUCUCUGACAUCCUUCGUCAAAUUGCCGACCCGCACAUCAAUAAGCGCCCAUCGGCGCCUGCCGAUUGUCCACAACAACUUGGGUCGAUGAUGUGUGAUUGUAUCGUCGCGGACCCCACCGAACGUCCAACCUUUGAAGAACUCGACAAGCGACUCCAACGCAUUGACGUUCGAAAGAUGAAAGAAAACGGUUUCAGAGGCUCUGCAUCGCGACAAUCCUAUGGAAGGGAUCGGACGACAGUUUCAUUGUUUGACAUCUUCCCCAAACACAUCGCCGAGGCUCUGCGCGACGGACGAGAAGUGAAACCGGAGCAUAGAGACAUGGUCACAAUCUUCUUCAGCGACAUUGUUGGUUUCACUGACAUCUCUGCUACACUGGAACCGCGAAAAGUAGCCUCCAUGUUGGAUCGAUUCUAUCACAAGCUUGACAGUCUUUCAAACAUGCACGACGUAUUCAAGGUUGAGACCAUUGGUGAUGCUUACAUGGCGGUGACCAACCUGGUGAAAGAUCAGCCCGACGAUCAUGCAACUCGCAUCGCAGAGUUUAGCGUCGACGCAAUCAUGGCAGCACACGAGACCCUGAUUGACCUGGAACAUCCGGAGUUGGGGCACCUGAAUAUUCGAUGUGGAUUUCAUUCGGGUCCAGUUGUUGCCGACGUCGUGGGAAGUCGCAAUCCUCGCUAUUGUUUGUUCGGUGAUACUGUGAACACUUCCAGUCGCAUGGAAAGUAACUCCAAGAGGAACCGCAUUCACUGUUCCGAGGCUUCAGCCUUGCAACUUGAGAAAGAAGGAGCUACCGUGCCCGUAACGUCGAGGGGUAUCAUCAAGGUAAAAGGCAAGGGCAAGAUGAAGACAUUCUGGGUGAACGAAGAUGCCGCGAACCCACCUCCUGCAAUGGAGUCUCCUCUCGACCUGGAUAUUGUUGACGAGGAGUUGGAUGAAUCCAAGUUCUUCAAUAACACCAACCACUCGGCGGUGCUCACCAAUACGGAAGAUUCUUCUACCUUUUCCAACCGUUCCUUCGCGUUUUCCAACCGUUCCUCCUCAGCCUUUUCCUUUAGGCGUUCGAGCAAAUCCCGUCCCAGCUUCGCGAGCGCUUCCCCUCCUAAUCAAGACAAGGAAGAAAACUCUGAAAGCCCGUAUGAAGCUUUUGCCAACAAUCCCGAGCAAGUUGCGGAAGCUGUUACGGAGGAAGAAUUGUCCAAUCCGUCUGGGGCCUUUUCCAAUCCGUCCGACGAGCACUUCAAUGAUGAACGAUCUGGCAUCUCAGCGAUGUCUAGCUAGCUAGAUUGCUCUUGGCUUUGUUUUGGGUCGGUAGCUGACAAGGGGAGAUUGGUUGGUUGGCAAUGGAUUUGCUUUGAUUUGGGAAUAGAAGGCUCACUCGUAAGUGUGUCCACGAUAGAUAUCUUUUACAAUCAGCUUUCGUAGCUCAUACUACACCUACUCAUGUGUACCGUAAUCAUAUACAAAUGCUUGAGAAUGAACUUACUAGUACCAGUAUCGCUUUCAGCUUCUCAUUAUUAGACACCACGACACAAAGUGCCUGUCUGUACUAUCUUCAUCGUGCCAAGUGUUCACCAUUCGCUUUUCUCAUUUUUGAUUUCCUUCGGUGUGAUGAUAAGCCCGCUCCUUUGCAGCUCCUCCUCCCAAGGCUUCAUAGCAUGGAUACCAGAUUCAUAUAUCGCCAUUGUCUUCCGCAACAAAUUGACCGACUGUGGGAUGAGACCCAAAUUCCCGGCUCGCUUUAUGAGUUUGGCAAUCUUGCACUGAUGAUCCCUGGCUCCAAGCCGUGUCCUGACACGAUGCAUGAUCUGUCCAGCUGGACUAGUCUAAUAUAACGUCGUAGUAGCGCAAGAUUGUUGUGGUGAAGCAACUCGGUGGGCAAUGGUUUGGCUCGUUUUCGAUUGACGACCCGCGACAAAUUCAGAUCUCUGGGCAACAUGUCUUCAAAUGGGUGCUUUUUAGCACCGACCUUUUUGCUGACUUCCCAUUUGGCUCUGCUUGUGAGCCACUUGAGACAAAAAUCUUGAUUGUCGGGAUCUUCGGCGGAAUCAUCGGUAUUUCCCUGCAUGUGAAUUUCCUUGUCAUCUAGAAGAACACCAGAGGGCUUUGAUGAUGAUGAUUUGGAAGUAGAGUCAUUGUGCACUGGGAAAUCUUCUUCCGAGACAGCGGUAUUGCGCUGAUCAUCCAUGUAUUUUUGAAAGGACUCAAAAAAUUCCGAUUUGGUAAAGUUCUGAGUGAAUCCAGUUUCCUUGUCUCGUCCAAAACUCUUCUCCAUCAUCUAGAGCACUGUGGUGGCCUCUUGAGCCUUGACCGAACGUCCCAGGACAUUCAGCAACAUCUGCGCAAGCCGCACACAUUUGCCCAAGUCAUCCACCACUUUGGUGUCUCCAGCACCACUGUCCUCCUGAUCCUUCCAGCUUUCAAUCACACGCUUGCUUGCUCA
This is a messenger RNA of Seminavis robusta, 5128 nucleotides long. NCBI's taxonomy places the organism in Eukaryota, Bacillariophyta, Bacillariophyceae, Naviculales, Naviculaceae. The record is from the annotation of a GenBank genome assembly.